Molecule: messenger RNA, 2010 nt
Organism: Oncorhynchus keta (chum salmon)
Lineage: Eukaryota; Metazoa; Chordata; Actinopteri; Salmoniformes; Salmonidae
Gene: klf5a
Product: Kruppel-like factor 5a
Exons: 4
Coding region: 291-1820 (509 amino acids)
Biological process (GO): regulation of transcription by RNA polymerase II
Molecular function (GO): RNA polymerase II cis-regulatory region sequence-specific DNA binding; DNA-binding transcription factor activity, RNA polymerase II-specific
Source: RefSeq, a predicted model, not a curated record
ACCGACUGAACCUGCCCCACGCCCGCCUCGCUUCCUCUCGUCGCAUGAGUUGACAUGGAUAGAAAAGAGCAGAAGCUUUGCACUAUCCCAACAGACUCCAGUCCUACCGAACCGAGACAAGUGUAGUGGAUAACCCAGUCGGACGAGAUCGCUAAUUAGACCACACACAGACUUGAAUACAUCGCUACAGUCAGUCUUCUCAUGCACCGUCCCGUUUCAUCAGUCGUUAUUAUAUGAUUAUUAUUGCGGCCGCUCGCACCUUGUUAUUCCGGUGGGGAGUAUAAAUCUAUAUGGCCGCGACGCUGAUCACGAUGAGCGCUGGGACCGGGACCGGGACCGGGCAGGACGAGAUGUUCUACACCCUGCUCAAGCCCAUGCUUUCGGAAGGCUUCCCGGCCGAGGAGUCGGCUCUGUUCGGUUUCGAUACCAAGAACCUACUGAUGGAAAGGAGUGGACAGAGUGAAUACGCGCACCAGACAGGGAAGAGUGAGCUGGAUAAGUACCUCUCCCCCCAGACGUCGCUCCUGAUGCCCCAUCCUGACCCUCCAGAGCAGAACAAGUCUCGUCGGGACAGCGCCUCUGUGAUGGAUCACUUCUUUGGCGACGACCAGGGCGGAUCUCCUUACAGCAUCAACAUGAACGUCUUCCUGCCCGACCUGGCCUACCUGAGGAUGGGCUUGUGUCGGCCGGCACGCCCGGGGCCUGGGGGUAACGGUGGAGGCAUGGGCCAGCAGGUCAAAACAGAACCCUCUUCCUCCUCUCCCUUCGCCCAUCCUCACCCUCACUGCCCCAGCAGUAGCGUCCACAGUAACGGCAUCAGCCUUUCCGCGGUAACGUCGGUGUCGUCGUCUUCGUCUUCUUCUUCUUCUUCGUUACCGGAGUUCACUAGCGUGUUCAGCCCGUCCGGUGGUGGUGACCCGACCUCUGACGCCGUGGCAACGGGCGGUUCUGUUUACGUGAAGGAGGAGCUGGGGUCGUUCGAUCUGCGUCACGACGACUCUCUGUUCCAGCUGCUCUCUGCUGAGCUGGACUCCGCCCCUCUCGCGCCCAUGCAUCACCACGGCAACAAUGUUCAUCACCGGGCGGGGCAGCAUCACGGAGGUUCCGGUCCCUCGCCCGUCAUGCACACCUUCCACGACCUACACUUAGCCGCCCAGGCCCAGCAGCAACACCAACAACUGCAGAGUGCCAAGGCAAGCUACUGUGGUGGGCUGCACAGCGUGGGAGGGGCCUACCCUCACCCUCACUUCCUCCAGCAGCCCCAGCACCAUCAGGCCAAGGCCCCCUACCUGCCCCCCUCUCCUCCCAGCUCAGAGCCCAGCUCCCCAGAUCGUCAGAAGGACCUCCUUCAGAACCUCUCCCCUCCCCCUUCCUAUGCCGCCACUAUCGCCUCCAAGCUGGGAGUCAGCGUCUCCCCCAGUCUUUCCCCCACCGGUGUGGCUCGGCCCCCAGCCUCAAGUCUAACUCCAGCCCCAGGCUCCGGCCCAGCUCCAAGCCUAAACCAGUCCAUGCAGGUCCGCUACAACCGCAGGACCAACCCAGACCUGGAGAAGAGGAGGAUACACCACUGUGACUUCCCAGGAUGUAAGAAAGUGUACACCAAGUCUUCCCAUCUGAAAGCCCACCUGAGGACCCACACUGGUGAGAAGCCGUACAGGUGUUCGUGGGAUGGAUGUGACUGGCGUUUCGCCCGUUCUGACGAGUUGACUCGUCACUUCAGGAAACACACAGGGGCCAAACCGUUCCAAUGCUCUGUCUGCUCUCGCUCCUUCUCCCGAUCGGAUCACCUGGCCCUGCAUAUGAAGAGGCACCAGAACUAACACACACACAAAACACCAGCUUGAAUCACACGGACACGCACUCAAAACAGGAAACGGUCAACCUAAACUGUACAGUGGUACAACACCACUUUUCCUGGAAGAUACCCUGUAGUCUUUAUCUUGGCCAGGUCGCAGUUGUAAAUGACAACUCAACUGGCCUACCUGGUUAAAUAAAGGUGAAAUUAAAUAA